ACUCUCACUGCGGCAUAUUGCCUGCCCUCGAAACAGAAGAACUGCGGGUCUGGACGGAUUUCAUGUAAGGCAGAGCAACCGUCAGCAGAAUGAGCUCCUCUCCCGUCGUCUCACGCGUGUCCGGCGACAUCCUGGAGGAACUGCAGCUCUUCGCAGCUCAAAACCUGGAGAAGGUGGAGGUCAACAAAUACUAUGAAGUCAUCCGGGAGCUGGGGAAGGGCACCUACGGGAAGGUGGACCUUGUCAUCCAUAAGAUCAGAGGUACAGCAAGAUGGCUCUGAAGUUUCUAAAGAAGAAAACAACCAAGCUGAAGAGUUUCUUGAGAGAGUACAGCAUCUCGCUCUAUCUGUCUCCAUGUUCCUUCAUCAUCAACAUGUUUGGCAUUGCGUUUGAAACAGAGGAAUACUAUGUUUUUGCGCAGGAAUAUGCGCCGUCCGGUGACCUGUUCGAUAUCAUUCCACCACAGGUGGGUUUGCCGGAGCCGGUGGCGAAGCGCUGCGUCCAUCAGGUGACCAUCGCUCUGGACUACCUGCACUCCAAAAAGCUGGUGCACAGAGACAUCAAGCCCGAGAACAUCUUAAUCUUUGACAAGGAGUGUCGCAAGGUCAAGCUGUCGGACUUCGGCAUGACGCGGCGGGCCGGCUCGCCGGUGAAGCGUGUGAGCGGCACCAUCCCGUACACGGCGCCCGAGCUCUGCGACACAUCCAAGCAUGAGGGCUUCUGCGUGGACUACAGCACAGACGUGUGGGCCUUCGGAGUGCUGCUGUUCUGCAUGCUGACUGGGAACUUCCCCUGGGAGAAGGCCAUGCCGUCAGACACUUUCUACGAGGAGUUUGUGCGCUGGCAGAGGCGGCGGAGCGGCACGGUGCCAUCGCAGUGGCGCAGAUUCACGGAUGAAGCCCUGCGCAUGUUCCGAAAGCUCCUGGCCCUGGAGCAGGAGCGCCGCUGCUCCGUCAAGGAGGUGUAUGCGCAUUUUAACCACUGUUGGAUGCUGGAUGGCCAGGCUGGCGGAAGCCACCAUCAGGCUGCGCUGAACUCUUCGUCCGAGGAAGAGGAGCUACUGGUGGAUCGUAUGAAGCAGCAGACCCUGUCUCCGACAGCUUCCAAAACCAACGGCAUGGAGUCGGGAGCGGCUCACCACUUCACCUCCGUGUCCACGAACAGCUCCGUGUCUUCCACCAACAGUUAUGAGCGCUCGGCCAGAGACAGUCCGCCUAGCAGCCGCAUCCUGGUCACCACGCCGAUAGAGAUCUGCGUGUAGAGA
Molecule: messenger RNA, 1264 nt
Organism: Cyprinus carpio (common carp)
Lineage: Eukaryota; Metazoa; Chordata; Actinopteri; Cypriniformes; Cyprinidae
Product: serine/threonine-protein kinase SBK1
Exons: 4
Coding region: 272-1261 (329 amino acids)
Biological process (GO): peptidyl-threonine phosphorylation; peptidyl-serine phosphorylation
Molecular function (GO): ATP binding; protein serine/threonine kinase activity
Source: RefSeq, a predicted model, not a curated record